Molecule: messenger RNA, 2522 nt
Organism: Cydia fagiglandana
Lineage: Eukaryota; Metazoa; Arthropoda; Insecta; Lepidoptera; Tortricidae
Product: CD63 antigen-like
Exons: 1
Coding region: 350-1114 (254 amino acids)
Cellular component (GO): plasma membrane
Source: RefSeq, a predicted model, not a curated record
UCAAGUGAAUUUUAGUACACGCCAUUAUAACCCUUAAUGGCUACAAUUAUACCUUAUAAUAGCAUUAAAUGCAUGAGUCACUUUUGGUUGAACUAAAUAGGUAUGCGUCAUCGAUUGACAAUCGUCAAUCUAAAGAUCAUAAUUGUAAUACUUAGAUAAUUUAUUUAGGAUUAUAGGACGAUAGCUUUCUAAUCCAAAAUUCUUGUCCAAAAGCUUACGUAAUCACCUCCAUCUUAUGUAUGUCACGACUUGAUCGCUCUAUGGCCUUCGCGCGUUAAUAAAAGGAGUUGCGCGCGCGCGGCCGCCUCAUUUCGUCGACAACGAUCUAGCGGCGCGGUCGCCUAUCGCCAUGGCUAAAGAAGACUUUAUGAAGAACGUGCUUUACGUUGUCAACAUCAUCUUCGCCGUGUUCGGGCUGGCAACAGCUAUCACAGGAAUAUGGUUUUUCGUGCAGCUCAUGGAAUUCGUCCGCCUUCGGAAUAUGAACCAUUACUUACUCGACUGGAGAGUUUACUGGCCUCAAGUGGCGCCAUGGCUGUUUAUCAUCUUCGGGGUCAUGAUCAUCAUCAUCGCCUUCUGUGGUUGGUGCGGCGCGCAGCGGGAAAGCAGAGGAAUCCUCGGGAUUUAUGGUGGAUUCCUGAGUUUCCUGAUCCUGUUCCAAGUGCUAUCAGCAGUGCUUAUAUUUGUGUAUGUGGAUGGUGAAGAUACUGACCGUUUCAUUAAGGAUACAGUGUACGAUGGAUUCUACAACAUACAAAACAACCAGGAACACGCGAGGCAGUACGAGUGGAUCGAACGGAAGCUGAAAUGUUGCGGUGCCAACGACGCAAGAGAUUACCGAGCUUUUAGAAAUGAUCUGCCUUUGUCAUGCUGUCAUGACAGUCUUUACAAAGCCUUGUGUGACUUCACGGAUAAGGAAGCUAACGAAAGAGUGGGUUGUGCUAAAGUGGCUGCAGUGUACACCAAGAUCAUCAGCUCUUCCGUCGCCGCUGCGUCGCUACUUAUGAUGAUUCUCGAGAUCGUCGGAGUGGCGAUCGCUUGGAGACUAUUCCAUCUGUUCCGGGAGGUGGAACAUUAUAUCCCAGAGAAGAAGGAAGGUGAGACCGAGUGCUAGUAUUAGUUGUGGUUAGCCAGUAUUAUACCGCCGACUUAGUAUAUCCGACACGAAUCCGACGCGACUGCAGUUUUAACUAUGCAUAUCUGCAUGUUGUUUACAAUAAUAAACAUAGAAUUCUCAACUUAAAGUGUUACAUUGUAAGGUUCAAAAUAAAUGAAGUAUGACAAUGGAAUAUGCCGAUAUGCAUAAUUAAUUUUAGAUUGCUGCAUUUAGCAUCAAGUUCCCACGUCUCCUUGAUCAAGGAAAAUCAGGCAACUUGUUUAUGUUAUCGUAAUUAUUAUUUAAUUAUUAAGAUCUCCGCAUUCCUUCGUGUCUUAGUUAAGAUUAUGGUUAAGGUCUUUAAUUGCCAUAAUGAAAUCGACUGUUGAGGUCAAAAUGCCAUCGCCUUGAGUGGUUUUAAUCAGGAUCCUCCUAACUCAAUCAUGUAUAUUUAGGCAAUUGAGUGACUUAAGUCCAUUAACACAUCCUUGAAAUUGAGCUGUAUUACUUUCAACCUAAGGUUGAAUUUAGCAUUAGUAGUUUAAAGCCUUAAGCUAUGCGACCUCGCGCCCCUCCAAGUCGUGACGAAUUAUAAAACCAUUCGAGUAUGUACCUCGUCCAACGUUGAUUUCGCAAGACUCGCUCCAAGUUGCUUCGAAAGCGAGCGCGCCAUGGACAGGUAUAUGUUGUACUUGCCUCGAAGGCCUUCUAUGAGAAAAUGUUUGACCUCAAAUAGAACUUAGAACUUAAAUGCAGUAUCUUUGCGAGUUUCUAUGGAACUUUCCGACUGUUUUGUUAAGGCGAUGGUGUUUUGUCAUGUUAUUAGCGAUGUGUGUUUGGGAACCCGACUGGUUCUAAGGCAGUUACGCAAUGUGUUCUUCUGAAUGAUAAUUUAUUGGCUUCGAUGAAGCAUGUUUUGAAAUAUCAAAGUGCCAACGUAACCAUGUUAUUUGGUUGCGAUUAUGCAAUAGAUUACGCAUCUUUAUAUUUAGAUAUACAUAUAUAUUUUUGCUACAUUCAUUCUCCGUCCAUAUUAUUGUAUAUUUUGGACUAGAAUAAGUUUUUUAUACCUGCUCAUAUGGACUUUAGAUGUAACAUAUGUAUACCACCUUCUGUAGAAUAUUUUCGUAAAUGUUAUCGCAUGCCAAAGAAACAUAUAGGUACAAAUAUAUAUCGAAUCAUAUAAUUUAUGUGUUAAAGAAAUAUUUUUUGCAUGCAAAAACUAUACACGUGUUAGGUAAGAUAGUUUUAAGUAUAUAAAUCACAAUUAUGAAAUGUAUAUAAUUAUUUAGAUUUUUAUACAUAACAAAGGAUAUAUUUUAGAGAAAACUGCAGACCUCUCUAAAGUAUAUCUGGAAUGCCUAGUCUUUAAGUUACCUUUUUGUUGUGAUGUGUCAGAAAUGUGUAAUAAAUGACAUCUUACUAA